Messenger RNA from Bactrocera neohumeralis, 1042 nucleotides. RefSeq lists its product as uncharacterized. The record is from RefSeq and is a predicted model, not a curated record. Bases 1 to 846 code for a protein of 281 amino acids. The transcript is spliced from 2 exons. Lineage: Eukaryota; Metazoa; Arthropoda; Insecta; Diptera; Tephritidae.
AUGAGUGACGUUAGUGACAAAUGUGUUUUCUGUGGCGAAAAAAUUUAUGAAAAAUUCAAAAAGUUUACUCCACAAACUCUAAAUAAGUGUGUAACUGUUUUGGAGUAUCGCAAAGCGAAGCCGGUUGUCAGGAAAUCGAGCAACGCUUAUGCUACUGUCGAACUGUCAGAAGAAACCUCAUUGAACAAUGGCUAUCAUACCCAGUGUUAUAAGCUUUUUACAGCACUUAAAAUACCAUCUGAUUUUGGAAGACAAAUUCAAAUUGGUACAGAAAGUGAGCAGGCACGUGUUAAUGUACCAGAACUUUCUAGAGAGAGUCUCGAGAUAUCUACUCCUAGCACUUUCUUAAUAGGGGCUGUUGAUACAAUAGACAAUCUCACAAUAAUUUUAAGAGCGGGUCCAUCAACCAACCCUGAACCGUACUCGGAUGAUUUUGAUGAUCCGUCAGAUGCGGAUGAGCAGAUCACGAAUGAAGAUUUGCUAUUAAGGGAGUGUUUUAUUUGCAACAAAUCAUGGAAACGCCGUCUUGGCCGCACUGUGCCAUUGGCGGUUAAUAAAAUACGGACAAUUGAAUUGUUAAAAAGUGCAGCUACAGAGCACAGCGACAUUGAAAUGUUGGAAAAAGUCAGUUCUUUCGCGGAUACUUCUACAAUUCCAUAUCAUAAAUGCUGUAAGGAUCUUUACUUGCGAGAAGUUAACAAAAAAGCCGAAAGCGAUUUCGUUAAAAAACGAAAGGCUUCGAAUAGAGCUUACGAAUUAUUAUGUGAAAUGUUGGAAGAAUACGUUGUGAAGAAAAACGAAUGUCUGUUUUUUCAUCACGUUAAAAAGGAAUAUCAGACUCCAUAAGCAGCACUUCAUUUUCAGAUCGCCACUUAGAAAGUAAAAUCAUUGACACUUUCUCAAAGACCAUCAAGAUUAUUUAUGCUGAAAAAAGGAAAUUUCUUGCUCCGAUUUCAGCUGAUAUUGUGGCAUACACUGAUUUAUUUAAAAUCAUGUCUAUGAAAGAGACAAUUCCCUCAGUUGCAGCACAACUUCGAGAAGA